This is a messenger RNA of Papaver somniferum (opium poppy), 1275 nucleotides long. Its product is annotated as proton pump-interactor 1-like. Lineage: Eukaryota; Viridiplantae; Streptophyta; Magnoliopsida; Ranunculales; Papaveraceae. The record is from RefSeq and is a predicted model, not a curated record. The transcript has 4 exons. Bases 114 to 1115 code for a protein of 333 amino acids.
UCCUCUCUCUCCCCCUCACCGAUGUCUCUCUCUAGGACUAGGAUUUGCAAAAGUACUUAAAGAUGCAUUUUUGAUUUUUUUACCUUCUACUGAUCUCUUUCUGUCUUUCAACCAUGGAAGUUGUUGUAACCGAUUUCGAAUCAGUGCCAGCUGAGAAAGGAAUUACAACAGACGGCAUAUUAUCAAAUCAAAGUCUAGAAAUGGACGAGCUUAUAAAUUUUGAUCCACAUAUAGUGGGCGAAUUUGUGGAUGACUCGCCGAAGCCAAAGCAGUUUAAUUUUCUCAAGAAUCGGGUAUAUGAAAACCCAGAGUUAGACGCUGAAAUUGAUCGGACUGAAAAGGAGAUACGGGCAAUGGAUGAAACCUGCGUUAAGAUUGCUCGAUCUAUAAAAGAAAAAAAGCUCGUUCUACCAUCUUUGAGGUGGCAAUUAGCCCGUCAAAAUGAGACAUACGAGAAGUUUAUGAAUGAGAAGCACAAGCACAAAAUAGACGAUCAACAAAAGUCUUUACUGCAGUUUCAAAAAAACAAGGUGGACGGUCUACAAAACGCUAUAUACAAACCUCAAUCUAGAUUUUACUCAACUCCAGAGAAGGAUACAGAUGAUUUAUGCUCAUCAGAGAAAAACCUUAAUGAUCGAAUUCGGAGUUUGCAUAUUCGGUUGCUUUGUAGGAGAAACAAAUUUGCUGAGGAGAAACAGCUCCUUGGAGAAAUCAAACAGCUUGAAGCAACGAGGGAAAAAGUAAUUGCUAAAGACUCUAUGAAAGAGCAAUAUAUUAUUUCUCUUAAAGAACAUAGUUGCCGAAAUGAGGAUUAUGGCCUACGGUGGGAGCUUGGUCGCAAAAAAUUUCGCUACCAGAUCACUCUUAAAGAAAUGAAUCUGGUUAGAUUGAAAAGGGAGAAGCGAUCAAUGAAGGAAAAAAUUAGUGAACUUGAGAGAAAAUUGGGACAUUUGCAUCACGGGAUUUUGCCUCUGGAAUCCAAGUUAGAAACAAUACUUGGGACAAUGGAAGCGGAACAAAAAAGGUUAAAGGAACUGAAAAGAGAGCGUAACAAGAGGAUUCGAUUCGGAAGUGUGCAAUGCGAAAAAGAUGGGACAAACCUGAAAAGAGGCUAAUGGGCUAAUAUUGAAGAUAGAUAACCUAUGAGACAUUCAACGCUACAGAUCGAUGUAUAAGUCAGUACUCGAACUUUUGUUUUUACCCCGUGUAAUUUAAUCUAAGAUAUGGUAUAUCUGUAUAACAACCUGAAUAUUUGAUAAUAGAUGUUGUGUGAUU